AUGAGCAGAUCAAGAGCAACAUUGUUGGAGGGCUAUCUUAUCAAAAUAUCUUGUGCUGUCGCGAACCAAAAGAACCAAACGAAAACCAACACACAAGCACAAAGCUUAAAAGAUUGUUUAAUCAUCGACUUUUAUUUGUGCAUUGAAAAGGACUCGACAGUCACAAUUGAAAUAAAAUGCCCCCAAAAGAUCGAAGACUCUCAAAUAGAGAAUGAUAAUUUGCGGUCAUCCGUGAAAGCCCAAAGUCAUCGAGAACGCAGGCAUCAAGUUUCAAAUGAUCGGCUUCAACCGCCCGGAUGCAAUCGCCAGCCUUCUCGUGACAUGUUGGCAUUGUGA
Molecule: messenger RNA, 336 nt
Organism: Botrytis fragariae
Lineage: Eukaryota; Fungi; Ascomycota; Leotiomycetes; Helotiales; Sclerotiniaceae
Exons: 2
Coding region: 1-336 (111 amino acids)
Source: RefSeq, a predicted model, not a curated record